This is a messenger RNA of Microplitis demolitor, 2569 nucleotides long. RefSeq names its product REST corepressor 3 (gene CoRest). Bases 218 to 1639 code for a protein of 473 amino acids. The transcript has 10 exons. The record is from RefSeq and is a predicted model, not a curated record. Gene Ontology annotation, biological process: regulation of transcription by RNA polymerase II; negative regulation of DNA-templated transcription. Gene Ontology annotation, cellular component: transcription regulator complex; histone deacetylase complex. Lineage: Eukaryota; Metazoa; Arthropoda; Insecta; Hymenoptera; Braconidae. Gene Ontology annotation, molecular function: transcription corepressor activity.
UUUAGUUUGCGUCUGAAACAGUCUAAAGGAAAUAACAACGCACGCAUCACACAGUUUAAGCAUAGUCUCUGGACGAAUCGCACGUACGCAAGUACGCUCUGCAAUUUGCAGCUGAUUAUUAAAAAUUUCUUUUAUACUUUAAAAUAACAUUUAAUUUAAAUUUAAUAAUUUAUGUUUAAUUAAAAGUGGUGAAUAAUAUUUAAAUAUCGAUAUCAAAAUGGUUUUAGCUGAAAGAAAUUCGGAAAAUGUAAGAAAUGGUAGACGAUCAAGAGGUCCCAGCCCUAAUCAGUCUGAAUCCUCGAGUGAAGAAGACGGAGUUCCUGCGGAAAAAAUAAGAGUUGGAAGGGACUUUCAAGUGAUUGUCCCAGAAUUUAUUCCAGUAAAUGAACGACGGUUAGAUAAGUGUCCUGAUAGAGCUCUUUUAGUGUGGUCACCAACUACUGAUAUUCCUGAUCAAAAAUUGGAUGAAUACAUAAUAUUAGCUAAAGAAAAAUAUGGAUACAAUGGCGAACAAGCAUUAGGAAUGCUUUUUUGGCAUAAACAUAAUUUAGAAAGAGCAGUUUUAGAUUUAUCAAAUUUUACUCCAUUUCCUGAUGAAUGGACCGUUGAAGAUAAAGUAUUAUUUGAACAAGCAUUUCAAUUUCAUGGAAAAAGUUUUCACCGUAUUCGACAAAUGCUUCCGGAUAAAUCGAUAGCGAGCCUCGUUAAAUAUUAUUACAGUUGGAAAAAAACAAGGUCUAGAACAUCUUUGAUGGAUCGUCAAGCUCGGAAGUUAACGAGUGGAGGAAAAGAUGGUGAAAAUGGCAGCGAAAAUGGCAGUGAAUUAGGAUCAAACACAGACAGUGAAUCCGAGGAAAAAAAAUGGACGAUCCACCGCGGAAUACGCCGUGGAAAAAACCAAACUGUGCCAGGAAGCCAAGGCGCCGACGGCAAAGCUUCUUCUGACUCGGAAAACAUCCCUCAGGUUCAGGGAUCUUGUAGCAACUGCGGUGUUGCUUGUCAUAGCGUUCGUGCAACGCCCAAGGGACACGCGUGUCAUAGCUGCUAUCUGCACUGGAGACGUACGGGUGUCGCGAGGCCGCUGAGUUCCAUGCCGGGUCGUUCAAAUAAAAGAAAACCCCCGCGAGGACUGGUAGUAAAUCAUGACGAUCUUGCUGUCCUGGCUGGCCAGCCUAAUCAGGCAAACAACAGUUUACAGGCUAUCGACACUGAAAUUAUAAGCCUUAAACGACAAAUACAAACUAAUAAACAGCAAGUCAGUGCACUCAAACGUAAAACAGUUGAUGGCAUUGAUGAUUUACGUCCACCUGAAGUUACCAAUCGUAUUAAUGCACGAUGGACUAAUGAUGAGUUACUUUUAGCCGUUCAAGGCGUACGUAAAUAUGGAAAAGAUUUUUCAGCAAUUGCUGAUGUUAUUGGAACUAAAACUGAAGCACACUUAAGAUCAUUUUUUGUAAAUUAUCGACGCCGAUAUAAUCUUGAUGCUGUUUUGAAAGAAUAUGAAGCUGAAAAUGGACCGAUUCUUAUUGAUGAUGAUAAAGAUGAGAAGAUGGAGGUUGAACAAACGCCGAAUAACGAAUCACCCGAAACAUCACAAAGAUCUAAAUCAUCAACUAAUGUUAAUCAGACUGCUAAAUAACAAAUGUCUUAUGUUGUUAAUAUAACGCAGAGUAAUUAAUUAUAUAAAUUAUGAAAUCUAUCAAGAACAGCUAUACUAAUUGCAAAAAAAAACGUUAAUAUUAUAAAUAGUUACUCAUGUAACAGUUUCGAGAUUAUUUUAUUUUAAUUUUAUUUAUAAUUUUUUAACAUCUUAUCUUUUUUUUUUUAAUUCACUUACAAAACUAUAAUUUAAAAUAAUCAUAUUUUGACAAAUAAUUAUUGCUCAAUUAGCGAGAGAUUGAGAUUCAGUUCCCAUAAGUUAACAUAUAGGAUUCGAUUACUUUCCAUGGAAACGAAGAUACUCAAUCUUUCCCUAAUUAAACUAUUCCUAACAUUCUCUAUUUUUUUUUUUUUAAAUUAUUGAGCACUAGAAUUGAUUUCCAUAAUAUGACAUUAAAUAUCUAAAUAAAAGUUCAUAUUUAAAAAAAAAAAAAAUUAGUAAUUGAAUUUAUAUUUAGUUAGUGCGUUCUAAAUCUUCUCUAUAGUUAUUUGUUAGUUAUAUUAUUAGCUUUAUAAGUAAUAUUAGGUGUAUAAAAAAUAUAUUAUUAUGCAUAAGACAAUUAUUAUAUUUAAUUAUACUGAGAAAUUGUACGCUUGGUAAUUAAAUAUAUCAAGCUCAUAAACAAUUUUUACGUAAUUAUCGCAAAUAUUUUAUAAGUAAUAAUUAUUAUAAAUUAAAUAAGCUCGAUUUCAUUUAGUUAUUUAUUACUAAUGUAUUAUUUUUUUCAUAUCUAUUUGAAGUAACUUGAAAAAAAUCUGAAACAGUUCAUUAAAUACUUGAUAAUUUUUUUUUUUUAUUGUAAAAUUUAAAAUUAGUAAGUUAAUAACUAAACAUAUAAUUAAUUAUAACCACUAUAAUGCAAAAAUAAAUCAGAUUAAUCUAUAUUAUUUAUAAUAAUUAACAUUAUUC